Labrus mixtus (cuckoo wrasse) is the source of this 1146-nucleotide messenger RNA. RefSeq names its product G-protein coupled receptor 183-like. Gene Ontology annotation, cellular component: membrane. NCBI's taxonomy places the organism in Eukaryota, Metazoa, Chordata, Actinopteri, Labriformes, Labridae. Bases 1 to 903 code for a protein of 300 amino acids. The record is from RefSeq and is a predicted model, not a curated record. The transcript is spliced from 2 exons. Gene Ontology annotation, biological process: G protein-coupled receptor signaling pathway. Gene Ontology annotation, molecular function: G protein-coupled receptor activity.
AUGCUCCUCAACGCCACCAUCCCUCUGUCGGUAGACUUUGACAGUCCGGUGGAUUUCCUCAUCUUCAUCUUCCACAUCCUGUUUGCCACCAGCUCCGCGCUCCUCGCCGGCUCGGUGGUCGUCGGGAUCUCCUCCACGCGCUCCCUGCGAGGUCAGAACCGGUUCAUCUUCAUGCUGAACACGAGCAUCAGUGACACUCUGACCGGCUUCUCGGUCUACUACCUCGGCCUCUUCGACGUCCAGGAGGGUUAUCCCUCCAGAAACGGGACGUAUUACAUUCUACCCUCAUUUCUAGGUGUCAAUGUGCUGACCUUCCUCUUUGCUCAGUUUGACAGAUACUUCGCUGUGUGCCAUCCGUUCUUUUACAACCGCUACAUAACGAGGUCUCUGGUGUUCGGAAUCUGUGCGUUUUGCUGGAUGUACACGUACACGAUCCUGACAGUGCAGAACAUGGUGCCCAUUUCAAAAGCGGCACAGAUAAACGCGUUCGGUGUGAUGACUCUGCAGAUUAUAGUUCUCGUAAAAGUGUUGAUGACUAUUAAAUUAUACAUCAUAGCCAGGAGUCACCUGGUGAGAGAGGCGCCUAGUGCGGAGAGAGACAACAAGAAGGAGUCUCUGCGCAUCAUUGUGUUUGUGGUUAUCUGCUUCUUGGCUCUGUGGUGUCCUUCUUUUGUUAAUAUUAUAGUCAGACAGCUGACGAGGAACGGUAUGAGGUUUAGAAAUGAGGCCACUAACCUGUUCGCCAUCUUGGCGCGCCUGAACGCACUGGUCACCCCAGCGCUGUACAUCUGGGGCAGUCCGGCGCUGCGCGAGGCCGUGUGGAGGACAGUGUGGAGGAGGGUGUGCCGCCGGAGGAGGGCCAGAAUUGGCAUCACAUUACACGGAGUCACAAACAAACUAUAGCAAAAAGACCAGCUUAAUCAUCAUCAGAUGGCAGCCCUAUGUCAGAUCACAUGGCUGAAGAGAAAACAUGUGGUGUAAUCAGUUUUGAACGACUGUGAUCUCUCAUUACCGCGUUUGAGUUGAAAGAUGUCUGUAGAUAAACGCGCUUGAUCAAUGAGGCAGUUGUUUGUGUGGAAAUUCAGUUGUGAUUUCAUAUCUAAAAUAUGGACCGUGUUUGAGAUUCAUAGGGGGCAGAAAUGUAAA